CUUGACAUCAUUGGGGUAUAUAUAUAUAUUUAGUAACAAUAUAUUUCACAUUUUAUGAGGCGGAGCCCUCUCGCUGAAAGGUAUUUAUUCUGGAACCGAGGCUGGCUUAAAUUAAGAAGUGGAAAAUGCCUCUGGGCCAUAGAAGGAAUGAGCCAGAGGAAGGGGUAAAACGCUAUUCUCCCAGAGCCUCACUUCGAACUACAUAUCCCGCCAUGCUUUGCCACUUGGUACGGUCCGUAGAAGGGGGAGAAGAGGAGGCUAGCGUUGGGGCAACCCAGGACGACAGAAAGCCGAGUCCCUGCGUUGCUGCAAGAGGGGUUCGUGGUGGGUUGUUGCGGAGAGGCGAGCCCCUUUCUGAAAUUCCCCUGUGGGUCGCUGCUGAUCUAUGGGGCUUCACCGCCCCCCUUGUGAGUUGGGUGGUUUGUCCUGAGCAGGUCGAUCCACUCCCGACCGAAGGGGGAGCAGAGGCUCCUGGCGGGGUGGUGGUGGUGGGGCUGGGAGCCCUGGCCGCCGGGUUGGGGGCGGCAGCUGGACCAGGGAGGGCCGGUGGAUGCUGGCGUGUCGGGGGAGCCCAGGAACGAGGUCUCCCCACACACACGGCGGGUGGGUGGUCUCGGGGCUGUUCAGAAUCGGGGGUGGGGGGCGCGAGAGAGAAAGGGGGGCGCACAACUGCCUGGCUGCGGGCCCCGCGAGGAGGUGCUGGAGCCGCCGCCGCUGCCGCCGCCUUCAGCUGGCGCGGUGGGUAUCGCGAAAGGUGGCAAAGGGGGGGGGGCUGCGGAGCUCGGGUGGGUGUAAUGCUGAAAUUUGUGGGGUGUGUGCGCGCGCGGUGGGGGAUUUUGGUGGUUCCAGGUGUGUGUGUGUGUGUUUAUGGGGUGGGGAUCUUGGGAGUCUCCGGCGAGGGAGGGGGGUUGUCUUUGUGAGGUGCCUUGGUUACAGUCGUCUCCUGUUGUCAUAAAAGAAAAAAGGGAAAAAAGGAACCCUGCAAGGCAGAGGUUGUUUUGUUUUGCUACGUUAUGGGCGCUUGCUUCACUGGAUUGGAUAACGUUGGGGUUUCGGCGGAAGAUGUGGGUUCAGGGGCUUGCCUGGGCGUGCAAGGGAGCGCGUGAAUCUAUGGGAAUUUGGGGUGGAAUGGAGGGCCUUGGUGGAGAAAGGGGGGGGAGUGGUUCCCUCCGCGGAGGCUGGGAUGGUUCUGCUUUGUUAGGUAUUGCGUCCCCUGUGGAUGCAUUCCUAAAACUAGGUUGACGGGACCCAUUCUUAAAAACAGCAGAAUCGCACUGCAUGGCACAAUCCUGUCAUGGAGUCUCGCGCUGUCUCCCUAUCGCACAGGCUCGAGGUUGCUUAAGGCCUGCUUGUGUUUGGGGUUUUUAAAAAAUAAUUAGAUCGCUAUAUAAACGAAGGAAUCAAGUCUUGGGCGCAUCAUGUAGGACUGGAGGAGGGGAAGCAGCUGCAAUGAAAACCCAACACUUUGCUAAGCUGUUGGAAAUUUUUCUACACUAGUUUUAAGGUGUCUGGUAAUGGGGCUUGGUGGAUCAGUGUUUUCUAAAGGCUUGUGGCCUGAAGCUAUUAGAAUAAGUAGGCGUGGAGGAAGAUGCAUAGCAAAGUAUUAUAACUAAUUGCCUGAGGACAAUACAUGAAGGAUAAAAAUAAUUCUAGCACGUCCUUUACAGUGAAAAACAGCCACAAGAUUUUGGGCACAUCCUAGGAGACUUGUUCUUAGUUAUUCUUGCAGACCUCUUCCACCCUAUCCUUGAGGCCCAGGGUGGAUUACAGUUCAUCUUUUUAUCUUUUCUCAUCACAACAGUCCUGCAGUUAGGUUGUUACUGAAAGAUACUGACUUAUCCAAGGCCACCCAGUAGGCUUCAUGACUGAGCAGGGGCUUGAACUUCCGUCUUUCAGAUGCAAAUCUUUUGCAUGCUAUCAGCUGCUAAAUUAACCAGGAUUAACGUGGGGAAAGAAAUUGUUCCUGGCAGAAGCUCUCUAGAACAGAGUCUAUGGAGUAUUUUAAGUUCAGAGAAAGUUAUGAGGAGCCUUCAAUGUAUGCAGUGUAUGCCAGGGGAAAUAUUAAUUGUUGACCAAGUUACUUGUGUAAAUUGAAGUGCCAGAAUUAAGCUAUUUCUCUGUGUGCAGUGUGGUCCUAUGCAUAUUCACUUAAUCCUUAGCAAAAAUGCAUAGGACUGCAUCCUUACUAGACUUAUGGUCAGAAAGUGCUCUGGCAUCUGUAAAAAGCAGCAGAGGUAAAAGUACACCCCGCCUUAUCAAGAACAUAUAGAAAAUAAUAUUGUGAAGUUUUGAAAAUGUAUUUGUUAUUUUGCUUGGAGAGCACCACUGGAGUAUAUUUUAGAUUACUGAGUUCCAUAAGCAAAAAUGUAGAUAGGCCUCAGCUCCUGCCCUGAGGAAUCUUGCAGUGUGGAACAGAUAAUGGGGAGGACAAUAACUGAUGAAGAGGCAGAGACAGGACUAGAAAUGGAUGAAUGUGUGUGAGCAGCUUGGUAAAUCCAUGGAGCCUCGCUCUUUCCCCCAAUUAUUGUAAAUUGUGUUUUAAUGCUUAAUGUAUGAUUUCAGAAAGGGUAGAGUGGAAGACAAAGGUGCAGCAAGGAGGCCCUAGAGAGGCAAUUUUAAAAUGAACUUCUAUUUUGAGGUAACAAAGAAGGGAUGUAAUACAGUACUUAGAAAAACUAACAUUUUCAAGGAAGCAAGCCACCUGCCUUUUCUCAGCUUGGUUCUUUCUGGACUAAACUAAGAAAUGGACUGCCAGUUCCUUUCACCUGAAACAAAUACAGCAUAGUUUUUGGUGAACUACCCCCCCCCCCCAGCAAGUCCAUCUUGUUGAAUUAAUCCUUUUCACACAUCGUCUUUGGAGUCCUCUUUUCUCUUUGGUUUUAGGACUAGUUAGUUCUCCUAGUAUUUUUGGGAAAAGUAAGAGUCAUUUGUAUGUGUUUGUGUGUAUGUAUAAAUAUGCAUUGAGACUGCAAUCCUAUACCCACAUAACUGAGUGUAAACCCCUUUGAACUAAGUGGGAAUUACCACACUGUGAAGAUUGUAACCACUUAUACUGUAAUCCUAUACAUAUCCAGAAGUAAUUUGGACAGUUUAAUGAGUUACUUCCAGCUAAAGUGUGUGUAGAAUUUCAGUCUUCACAUACCAAAAAGUGCUAUAUAAAUUGGUAUGCAUAUUAAUUUGCCUUUCCUAGAUGAUGAAUGAACAUCAUAAGUAGCCUUGGUUGUAGUCAACAUUAGUCAUACUCAAAACUUAAGUGCAUUAACUUCAGUGGGUCAGCUCUCUGUAGAACUUAUUAGGCUGUAACCUCUUAUCUUUGUUGCCUUAUUUUACUCUAUAGUAGAGCUUCUGGGCUGCUGAUCUUGGUUUUGUAAAGCACAUUGUGACAGUGUUUAGGAGAGGUAUAAGUAUUAACUUGCACAGAAUAAGAGGUGUUCGGUGAAAUACCGUAGUUAAUUUGCCUUAUCUGUUUCUAGUAAGCUAUUUACAAUACAGCCAUCACUUCAGCAUUCUGAGAUAAGUUAGCAAAGCUUGAACAUUAGGGAUUGGUUAUCCACAUCAAGAGGGAAAGUUCAUGCUGGGAGAAAGGUGGCAGUGGCAAAUGAUCAAGCUUGCUCAGAGUAGAUGUUGACUUUUAAUGUACUGAGCGCUGAUAAUGAGAGAUUAAAUUAGGUAGGCUUUGCAUCUGAUUUAGAUUUUGCUCACAGUACUAAGCUCACAAUACUAAGUUCUGUUUCCUUAUUAUGGAACAUUGCAUGUUUUACUACAAUACAUCUAAGAAUCCCAGACACUAGCCUUUAAGUAUUGUAGAUAAUUUGAAGAAUAAGGUAAGGCAUCAAUUUAUUCAAGGAACCAGAAGGAAAAACUGAGGAUGGAGUCCUGACUCUUUGUACUACAGAAAUAAGGUAUCACAUGGUUGGGGCUUUCUGAGAGUGCUGAAAUAAAAUCAACAUGCAGGGGAAAAAAGUUGGACAGCCAGUGUGAUGAUAUAGUCUCCUUGGCUUAAGUUAUAGAGUUCGAAUUAGAUCUGCACACCAAGAAGCUCACUAGCUGACAUUUGGUCCAUCACUAUCUUGCUGCUUUCACCUACCUCACUGGGUAGGUCUGAGGAUAAAAUAGAGUAGGGGGAACAGACCCUAUAUGCUGCUUGGUGUUCCUGGUAUCAAAAGCAGGGUAAAGAUGUAAUGUUUUAAAAUAUGAUGCUAGCUAUGGAGGCUGGGAGCCUUAUGUAUAGGCUUAAGCUUGUUUAACUUGUGUCUUGGUCAUAUACAGUGGUACCUCGGGUUAAGUACUUAAUUCGUUCCGGAGGUCCGUUCUUAACCUGAAACUGUUCUUAACCUGAAGCACCGCUUUAGCUAAUGGGGCCUCCUGCUGCUGCUGCGCUGCCGGAGCACAAUUUCUGUUCUCAUCCUGAAGCAAAGUUCUUAACCUGAGGCACUAUUUCUGGGUUAGCGGAGUCUGUAACCUGAAGCGUAUGUAACCUGAGGUACCACUGUACAUAUAUUGCACACAUAUGCAUGUUUGCUUUUGAACAGCAGCUCUGGAGAGAGUAGGGUGGUUGUAUGAGAUGAUAUAAUAUGCCUUCCUUAAUUAAUGUCUGUCUUUUGCAGGAUUCCUGAGUAUGAGAAUGGAGUAUGGCUAGCAUGUAUGAAGACAACAACUUAGCAGAUGUGAUGGUGAUGCUUGAAUGCGGCUGGACUUGCUGAGGGAGGCGAAAGGGUGGCAGGUGGCAGGAGCUGGAGUCUCUCAAGGGUUCUGGUGCCUGGCCUCUGUAAGAAGCCAUGAUCACCUUGAUAACUGAACAGCUACAGAAACAAAGCCUGGAGGAAUUGAAAUGCACAUCCUUCAGCAUCAGCCUGGUAAGAUUUGCCCUGCCUUGCCUUGCAUCUUUAUAAUUUUCAAAUUGGUUGAAGAAAUACUGUUUGCUUUUAUCUUGAACCAUAGUGCCAGAUUCAACUAACUUGUUCUGUUAGUGGAAACCAAUUCAAGAACUCCUGCCAGUGCAGUGAGGCUCCCCUUCCCCCAUGCUUCUUCCAAAUCCACUUUGGAGGUUGGGAGAACCCCCAGAACAGUACAUGGGGUGGAAGAGAGGGAAGAUUGUUCUGCUGGGCAAGCAAAAAUGCUUGCAUUGGUGGAAUGAUUUCCUCAGUGACCUUGAAUUCACCCGUUGCCUCAUUUUAAUAGAUGAAAGAUUGGGAGAGAUUGCUACGCUGUGAUUCAAGCUGCUGCUGCUGCCGCCUAUGACCAGGAGUCAAAUAACUAAUUCUGAUUGCCUAAGUAUACUUUGGGUCUUCCCUGCCCACAACAGUCUUCUGCCCAUACUGCAUGCCAAACUGCUUUUGAAAGUGAGGGGAGGUUCCAACAGAGCUUUUGAUAUGGCAUGAGGAUCUGCUAUUCAAAGACUGAUUUUAUUAAAUCUGUUGGGCUAGUACAAGCACUUUGUGACAGUCUAAGCCGGGGUAACCAACAUAGUCUCCCCCAGAUCUUCUUGAACAACAGCUCCCAUUAUCCCUGAUCAUUGACUAUGUUGGCAAGGGUGAAUGGGAGUUGUAGUCCCAACAGCAUUAAUUUUGUGGUGAACCAGCAGCCUGCUAUAUUGUCUUUGGAGAGAGGGGUGUUCUGCAGAGCUAGCACUGCCAGUAGUACAUAUAUUUUGUUUAGUGCCCUUCCGCCAAUCACCCUUACAGAUUUUCUGUUUCGAUCUUUACCCUGGCAAAGCUAAAACCAGCCCUUAGGAACACGACUAACACUUCUACAAUAAGUAAGAACACUUAUUCUGGGCACCUCUUGUUAUGGCCAUGGUUGUGACCCAUGAAAAGGCUUAUAUUCCCCACCCCCACUCCCAAGUUUCCUUGCUUCUCCAUGGCCAGAGGAGAUUUGGAAUUUUUAAAAAAGUUCUUAAGCAGAUGAACAGAUGAGUAAGUAUUUAUGCAAAUAUGAAUGUGGUGUGUUGGGGUAGACAUCUCAAAGUGAGGGUUCUGCUUCUUUCAGCAGUACCCUGGCAUUCAAGAACAUCAUCUUUUCCUUAGCAGUAAAACCGAGUAGACCAAAAGCUGCUUCUAUUCUCCUCAAAGUCAAUUUCACCAUUCCAGUGAUGUGUUUGGGGUUAAAGAAAAGGGCUGUGAUUUUACACUUAUAAGAAUUGAUAAAAAUAAGGAUAAUUGCUUCCUUCCCCCUCUUACCCAUUACUUUUCUACAAUUGUUGAGCUACUGUUGCUGAGUUGGAGUUAUUGCCAUGGUAGUAGCUAGUAGGCAGUCUUUCCUCUCAGAGAUUAUUAUCUAUACACUGUUUAAGAAGAGAGAUUCCAUUCUGCGUUUACAUGUAACUAACCUAUGGAACUGAUCUCCACAUGAUAAUGUCUAUGAAGGUAAAUUGGUAGGCUGUCAUUGGCUAAUAGUUUCAUUAGGCAGGAGUGAAGUCUCCAUAUUUAUAGAGAUGUUACAGUAGAACUGAGUACCUGACACCAAGUACCUUAAGGGGAAGAUACUGCUUUUGGCAUGAUCUGUGUGUUCACCACACCUGGUUUGGGACUUUAAAGGUAAUUGCUGGGACUUUAAAUUGAGCCCAUAAAUGCACUAUUAAUCAGUGUAACUGGUGCAAUAUAGUUGUUGCUUGCUCUAACCACCUGACCUUCAUCAAUACUUGGGCAGUUGCAUUUUGCACCAUUUGAAGUUUCUAAACUGCCUUUAAAGGCAGCCUAAUCUAGAGUGUAUUACAGUAGUCCAGCGUGCAACCUUCUGAAUUUCAUACUUCAGGGUGAGUGCAACCCUGUUAAAUUCUCCAUCCAGAUUAUUCAGGUUCCUCACUCUCAUCUAGCCCACAAUUGCCUCCAGAUAUUGCCUCAGGAGUUUAGUAGUUCUAAACGUGGCUUUUUAAAUAGUGGCCUCAACGUGGCCUAUUUCAAGGUAGCAGUGACCACAGUAUUCCCUGAUAAAGGUGUUAAUCACCUCCAAGGUUCAGAUUGCAUAGCCAAGCCUUGGCAAAUUUCACUAGCUAAAAUGGGCAAGGGUUAAGGGAAUAUGUGGUGGGCCUCAACUCUCCAAGCAGCUUGUAUAUGUCUUCAGUUUGGUGCGAGGUGGUGAUAAUCAUAGUAUGACUCUCAUAGAGGCUCAUAGUCUUGGACUCUAUCACAGUUAUUACACCCAAGUUGGCACAGGUGCAAGUUACUUUAUCUACAAAAUAAGCAGCAGACUCAGCCUCUAGAUCUUGCAUCACUGAGCCUCCACUGAGUAGUCUGCUCACCACCAGAAACAGCUGUGGUGGAUGAUGUUGAACAAAUGUAGUGGUGGCAGAGAAGUAAAUUAACUCUCACUUGUGUUUGGUCAUAUUUGUUGAAUGUUUUCUGUCACUUACACGCUAAUUGUUGGUUCAGAUGAUUCAUCACCAUUAGCUUCUUGGAAUACCACAGAGCUGACAUGCUUCUACGAUCAGGUCAAGGAUAUUUGGGAGCUAUCCCAUCAAUUGCCAUUGUUAUUUCCUCAUUCCAAGCAGAUACCAGAGCCUUGGCAGGACCAUCAGCUAGACCUUUAAGAAAAUCUCCAGUGAUGACAGAAAACCAUUGAAAUUAAUCAGGUUCUGUGGAGAUUACAGACAGCCUGAAUGUCAAAUGUGAUCAUGUAAUGAAGCGGCCAACACAACAGAACCAAGAACGACUCCCUCACCUGCAGAUGUUUCCCUCUUUGUUUUGUACAGAAGACUAGCUUCCAAAUUUGUCAUCCUACGUGUGUUGAAUCAGCCUCAAUUAGGUUUGGUGGGGUUAUUAAAGUUCCCCCAAACCAUAAACUGUGCAGUUCUCAAUGCCACACUGACCACCUCUGUCAGCUCAAACGGGGAGAGUGUCGGGCAGCUAGGUGUCUGGUACACGGACAGAAUCCCAGUUUGUUAUUGGGUCUUCAGUACCAGAUGUAGACAUUCAACUCCGGCCAACUUUUCCCAUCCCAAAUUGAACUUUGUGCUGUACUGCGAAGUUUGGUUGGACAUAUUUGGGAGAUGGUAACUCUCCUCCCCUCACCCGGUCAGAUUUUGGUGAUGCAAGCCAAGUUGCAUAUAUGGCACGCCUUGUCAUUUAGUGUUCAGAAGGUUACUGUUUAAUGCUAGAAGAGUAAGAGACUUGGGACCCCAUCAUGCAAUUAGGUGCUACAGUAAAGUGAUUUGUGAGUAGUGCACCAAGUUAUACCUUUUCCACAGGGGCCUUUACUUCCUGGGUGCUCACCUGGAGUUGUUGAGCAACAUGUUUUAUCCUCAGAACAAUCCUAUGAGGUAGGUUAGGCUAAGAGAAAGUGACUGACUCAAGAUCACCCAGUGAGCUUCAUGACUAAGUGGGGGUUUGAAUCCUGGUCUCUCUAGUCCAGUACUCUAACCACUACAUCACAUUGCCUAUCUGGUGUUUUCAAGGGGCUUAUCAAAAUUACCCACAUAUUGAUUUUUCUUUCUUUGAGACCAAGAGAAUUGGUGGGGUUUUUUUGUUUUUUCCAUGCUAGUUCCAUAAUUUCCUGUUUUCAAGGACAAGUGAGGGACAGGUAUGGUCUGAAGUUAUUGCUACAGAUGACUACAGAUAUGCCUCAGAUUAGCAUUAUAUCUGUUGCUGCUCUGAACAGGUAAAGGUCAAAGGCUCGUUUGCCAUUGAAUGACUGAGGGUAAAGGUCACUCCUUUGGAAGGUGAUUUAUUUAUUUACUUACUGAAUUUCUAUGCAGCCCUUCAUCUGAGGAUCACAGUUUGGUUUACAAUACAUCACAGGGCAGUGAUGGAAAGAGUAAGAGUAUUGGGGAGGAAUCAAGAAGAUACUGGUGUAUUUCUUUGCUUUAUAGAAUAUUACUCAAGCAUUCUGCUACGCUGGGAGCUUGCCUUUUUUUUACUAUUACCUCUAAAUCCCAUAUUAUUUUCUUCUUUUUAGCAUGUUACUGUUUGAGGACUGUGGAAUACCACUCACAAGGGAAACUGACCCACCAGUUUCUCGCUCAUGUGCAUGUGUUCUAUCGUCCUUGUUUUCCAAUCACCCCAGCCCUUAUUAAAUGUAAAGCGUUUCCCAGUGCACUUUCUCCAUAUUUUUUCUUAAUGGGGAUAAGAUAAACUGUACCAAGGGAUCCUCUCUUUAACCUAUCCCUAUCUAAGGAGAGUUGGCCUGACUUGGAAAAUGAAAGGGAAUGUGCUGCUGUAGCAAAAAUUAAUUAAAAAGAGAAUGACAUGGUGGAAUAUGAAGCAUGUGUUUCCUGAUUUAUCUUGGAUCUGGAGCCCAUGGAAAUAAGUUUUUUUGCUUCAAAAUGAGUUAAAGAUGUACUAAUCUGUUGCCUAGAAAGAUUGCUCAGAAGAAAAGUUAAAACUGCACAAAGUUGCUGCGGUUGCAACCAGUUACAGAACUUGACUUUUCUGCAACAUUGAGGUGUGGACUUCUAAGAAUGGGAUGUGUGGCCUAAUGAAGCUUUUGCAGGGGAAGGCACAGUCCAAAAGCAUAAUGAUGUUUGUGUAGAGGAAGCUCUGUAGCAGAGAGUCAAUGGUUUGGAGAACAAAGGGACUUCAGCCUUUCAAGUUUUAAACAUGGAUAAUGUGCAGAGGCAUUUUACUCUAUUGACAUUUGGAAACAACCCAUGGAGGCAAAGAUGACAAGAAUUAAUCCUGCCGUAACUCUUUCCUGUGGUGUUUUGUUAGGUAUUUUUAAUGGGUUAUUGUCAAGCAAGAGAUUUGGGAAGAUUGCUCAUUGCUUUAGGUAGAAGUGGUGCAUCUUAAUUUAUGGUGGCCUGUGGUAUUUAGUGUCUGGUUCUCCUUAGAUUAAGGGAGCUGACAUACAGACAAAUAAAUACUACAUUGUCCUUGUCUCAGAGGGCUUCCAGUCACCAAAGAACAGUGAAAUGAUGGAAUGAAAGAGGAAAAUAGUGGUAAGUGCAAAUUUAGAUUAUUUCUGUGGCCAUAAUCUUAAACAUUAAUUUCUUGGUGUGUCUUCUCACAUUCUUUCUAAUAAGAGUGAAGUAUCCUCGGGCUUUUGAUACUGAAUAGUUUAGGCAUGGUAUAAAGGGAGCAGUUUAAAUCUGUGAAGAACAGGCAUAAGCAAACUCCAGCCUUCCAGAUGUUUGGGACUACAAUUCCCAUCAUCCCUAGCUAACAGGACCAGUGGUCAGGGAUGAUGGGAAUUGUAGUCCCAAACAUCUGGAGGGCCGGAGUUUGCCUAUGCCUGGUGUAGAACCUCUGUAGCAUAGUAGCUUGUGGAUGACUGUAAGAGCAGCACCAUGGAAAGGACUGGUAGUUAAGCUUGAGCAAAUCAGAGUUUCCAUUUGGUUAUUUUGCCCCUCUGAACUUUGAUUUCAACAUUCAGAUUAAAGCAAGUUUUGGAAGCUUUCCUUGGGGAAAGCUUGAAGAUUUGCUACUAAUAAUGGCUGGGGGGGGGGUCAUAGGAUCCAAGGAAUUCAGAUAGGUCCAGGAGUGGGAGACCUGUGGUCCUCCAGAUGUUGCUGGACUCCACCUUGUAUCAACCCUAGCCAGUAUGAGUAAUGGUGGGAAGUGAAUGGCAUCAUGGUCCACCAAUAUCUGAAGAGCCACAGGUUCUCCAAUCCUGAGAUACAGCAAGAUAUCUGAAUGUUGGUAGAAUCCCACAGCUGGUACCACUCUUCUGUUGUAGGCCACAUGUUGGGAAUUAGAGAUCCAGAGGUGCUUAUGAGAUGCUGGUCCUUGCUGUGAUGUGGUGACUCCUUGUGUUUCCUCCCUAGCCUUUGCCUGAUCAUGCUGAUGUGGCCAGCUGUGGCAGCCCCUUCCAGAUAGCGCCUGGUAAGAGCGUCUGGCUGGACUUCCACCUUUUGUGCCUACAUCCAUUUCUCUUUUGUCUGUCCUUUUUAUCGUCUGAUGUCCUUUAUAUGCAGCUCACAGUUAAUAAGAUUAGCUUGCUUUCCAGGUCUCCUAGAGCUCAUGUAUUUUGUGAUACCAUCUCCACUUUUAAGUGAAAGCUUGGUGCAAAUAAAGGGCCAGCUGUGGUUUAGUUUUAAUAACAAGAAUUCAACAGAGUUAAAUGCAGGAGGAUAUCCCAAUAAAUAACAGGAAUGGCUGUUUUCAGUAAAGAAAUGUCAUUAUGCUUCUGACGAAUGGAAGGAAAGAUCCAAUGAAGAAGUGGUGUUCUAUUUAGUAGUUUUAAAAAUUAAUCCUGCUAAUACUCCCAUUUCAUUUUUCUGUCUUUGAACUGGCAACCAUCACCAUUUUAUCUAAGAUGUUGCAAACCACUAAGAUUCUUUUAUCUAAGAUAUAAAUUGUCAAAACAAUCAAAUCUAAUACAGCUUAAUAUUGCUAUAUGCAUACUGGGUGCUGCCUGUGUUAAAAAGUUAUUUAUUUACUUAUUUUAAAAUGUAUAUACCGCUUGAUCAAAGCAGUUUACGUAUGUGGCCAAGUACCACCACUGGUCAUGUAAACACUUCAGGAUAUAUAGCGCUAAUAAUUAACUCUUGAUACAAACUACGUUGUAGCAUAGUUACAUUGGCAGUAUAUGUAUAUACUGAUAAAUACUCUGAUAAAUAACUUGAUUUUGGCACUUGAAUUAUAGAUGUGCUUGAUUAUGCAUGGAGGAAGAAUGGAUGCCAGGUGGAUAAGAGAAUAAAACCCAUAGUCUUAAUUUAAAAAAACAAACUAGCUGCUGUCUUCAUCAGUUCUGUUGACUCUUACUGCAAUUGGCCCAUAUAGAAUUUUGGUACGUAAUUAAUCUCAGCUGUAUGUCAUAAAACUGUAAGCUAUCAAAGUGUAUUCCUGGAUCCUUUGUAGCUCUUAAAAUAAAGAACUGUGUUUCCGAUCAAUGUAGGAAACCUACAUUGUACAAUCAGUGUACUGAGCCUUAAGUAGAAUAGCUUCUAGUCACUUAUUUUAAAAUAGCAUUUUUGUUUGCAGCACGUUUUCUUUGCAAGGCACAUUAAAGAAAGUGUGUGUUCCCUGCCAAAGUGAGUCAUUCCUGUGACUGUUCUGGUCACUUGUACUAGAACCAUAUUGUACAGCAAUCUGACUGUGACUCCUUUGUAGGCUUAGAAUUAGAAUAUUUUCCACAUAAUAAUGACUUUGUGGGUGUUGGUGGCGAGUGUGUUUUCUUGGUUCAGCUAUAGCAUGAUGGGCCAUUUUAUUUAUCUGAUUUAUUUAUUACAGAAGUUCCCACCUUAUCCUUUAAGCAAGUUUCCAGACUGGCUUACAAAACAAAGUACCUUGGCUUUAAACUUGUUAGCUUAUACCUGCUUGAUACGGGAUAAUAAUAGGCUGUCAGGAUUUUCAGCUGGAUAACCUGAAUUAAAAGAGCUUUAUCUUCUGCAUAAUAAUUGCUCUAAUGGAAUGUCUGAAGAAGGCCAUUUCAGAGGCUACAGACUUCUAACAUAUGUAUCGUGGCAUAAGUCUACUUCAGCUGCAUCAAGUGGAGGAUGAAGAUUUAAAUACACAUGCACACACACACACAGUGGCGUAGCGUGGGGGGUGUAGGGGGGGCCGGCCGCACCGGGCGCAACAUCUGGGGGUUAGGGUUAGGGGGCGCAAAUUACUUGCCUUGCCCCGGGUGCUGACAACCCACGCUACGCCACUGCACACACACACAGGGAGAUCUGCCUCAAUGAGGUACAAUUGGUUUCAAUAAAAGGUACUGCUCACCUGUAGAUAUUGGGAGUCCUAAUGGACCAGCAUGGUUAUCUUUGCUUUUUGUUCUACACAAUAUAUUGGCACGCUGUAUCCUAAAACUUGAUGCCAUGAUAAAUUUGUUGGUAUUUAAGAUUCAACAGGACUCCAUAUUGCUGCUACAGACUAGUAUGGUUAUGCUUUUGGAGCUCAGAUUGGCUAUGUGAGUGACUUCGUGUAGGAUUUACAGAAUAUUUAAACUUCUUUCUGUCUUGUUGGAAAGCAUGGUUUGUGUUUCUCAAGGUUCCUGUCGUGUCUGCUCCUUUCUCUUCUUUGUGCAGCAUGUUUGGUUCUAGCUUUUGCAUAUUAGUCCUCUUAUUUCAGUUUGCAAUCAGUAUUAUUUUGAAUGAAAUGAGCCAUAUUAGCUCCUUGUUGUUUAAAAAAACACCACCUUCUAUAUAUAGGCAACUUAGGGUUUCUUCUCUGGAUUUACUUCAAGACAGCUUGGAUUUUGACUUGGAGGCUAACUCAUUUGAUUAUUGUUGCUACCAGCUUUGACCACCUCUAAGAGACAAAUGAGUCUCAUAAGAACGAUGUCAUUAAAUGAACACAGCCUUUCUGGAGGGACUGCAGUUGUGAAACACAGGACUGCUUCUUGCUUUUCUUAAGGCGUGACUAAGAAGGGAAGUGGCUGGAAGAUCUUACUAUGUGCUGAUGUUGGAGAGAGAAAUAUUCCAGCUAUUUUAUUAUAUGUGUGUUAAAUAUGAAUGGGGGUGGGGCUGUGGACAUGAAAAGCACCCCAAAUUCAUCAGUUGUACUAAACAUGGAAGAACUUGGAAAAAAGCAGGAAUUGUUUUCUCCAACUGUUCUUCAGUUUGAAUUAAAUUCCUUUAAUUGGUUCCCACAGUUGAACUGCCCCAACUGUAGUAAUCAAACAAUGAAUAAAUUGUAGAUUCUUUUAAGGUAGGAUAUCUUAAUCUGGCUCCCCGCCAACAUCUUGCUCCAGCUGUAACAGGGGUGUAAGUAUUAAAUAAAAUUUAUGUUGUCCCUCACUCGUUUUACUCACUUUCUCUGAUCCACAAGUGCCUCCUAUCUAACACUGAAAGAAGAGAAUUGCUUCUUCAAUGUGAAGACCUCAUGCAUCACAGGAGAAGGGGAACCAGGGGCAUCAUAAUCAGGGAACUAAGGGGAGCAAAUGGGGAAUGUUUUCCUGGAGAACAUUUCCCUAUCUUGUUGUCAUUGUGGGUUCCUUCUUAAUUGAGAGUGAUGCACAACAAAGAUGAUCAGACCAGAUCUUAAAUCUUAAUCAGGUAUAGUAGAAUAGUUAGGGCCGUUUCUGAUCUAACAAUUGCUUGGAAUGGUUGUUUGUUCUACAACUGUUGUUGUAGAAGGUUCUGAAACUUUGUAUGUGUGAUGGUGCUAAUAAAAAGUAAAAAUAAGGCAACAAAGGGUGCUGAUUGCUCACAUAUCAAAUGAUAAAUUGGCUAUCUGGCUUGUGGCGCUAAUUAGAGCCUUCAUCUUUAAAAUUCUGUCUUGUGAUAUUUCUUGCAGAGGGAACUUCAUGGAGGGACCUAGCUCCCUGUCCAAAGAUCCAUCUUCAGGACAGCACAGGUCUUUACCAACACUCCAGCUUGAGCCUUCCCCUGCCCCCCUGCAGCUCAGACAACCGUCCUCAGAACAGCCUCACAUCCCAAACACUGGCCACCAACUCAGUAGUCUCAGAAAAGGCUUCUGUGCCCCCCACCAAAAGACACUGCCGUUCACUAUCAGUGCCUGAAGACCUCUCCCGUUGGCAGGCUGUCUGGAGGCCCCUGGGCUCCAAAGUCUGGACGCACGUCAAACGCCGGGACAACAGUGGAGGGGACACUUUGGCAGUACAAGCCCAGAACCUGGCCCAGGGAGCCAACAGACCUUGCUUCAACCCUGCCCCCAGUGCCUCUCACCAGUGUGUUCAAGAUGGUGCUGGUGGUAGCGGCGGCGGCGGCAGGAGCCCCCCUUUCUUCAGCCUGGCCCUAUCCCGAGAAUCGCCAGCAAGCACAUCAUGGGAGACUGGAGAGACUUUGCAGCCCUACCCUCUGCAACGACGUUUCUCCCUGUCACCUGUCAGAUUCCUUCCCUCCCCGCGAAGCUCCACCACCUCCACUCCAGAGUUGCUUCGACACCAGCACAGCCUCCCUCGCAGCCGCUCACAACCAUGUGACUUGGACACCAGGAAAUCUGGUCUCAAGCGGCGCCACGAUGAGGAUGUGAGGUGGCAUAGGCCCUCGCUUGAUUUCUACAAGAUGAACCAGGUAGGGAAGGAAGCAAGCAAGCAAGCACUGUUCCCAUCUGAGUGCCUUAAGGAUACAUAUGAAAGGGAAAAUGUCGGGGUGCAGUGAGAUUAAAAGGGUAAUCUACUGAAGUAAAGAACAGAAUUUGGCUAUGUCACAAAAAAAUAGCACACACACAGAGCUUCUCUUGCCUAUGUCCUUAACCUCUGACAACAAUUUGCUGUUAUGAGAUAGUUGAGAUUAGAUUACAAGCACUGGGCAAGGGGGAGAGCUGGGAGCCACACCAAGAUUUCUCUGACUGAUGCCAACGAAACAUGUUACUCCGUGUUUAUUUAUUGGUAAUGUUGGGUCGGGUGCUGCACAAAAUACAGAAGUGAUAAUAGACCCUGCUCCAUGGGCUCCUCCAUUUACAUUACCGGUUUCCAGCUGAAACUACUGUUGUUUUAUGUCCCAAUUGCUACAGAGUUCACAUUUGACCAGCAGUAAUUGGUUGUUCAAUUAUUGCUGGAAGAUCCAGCAACCAUUCCAUGUUUUUUUCAGAUUCGAAACAUAGAGUUAGGGCAGAAAUGUUUGGGUAGAGCACCCAUUCCUAUUACAGCAUCCUCCAUACGCAGUGUGGGGUAUUCAGUUAUGGCCACUGCUUUCCCACUCCCUCUGCCAUGGGCAAAGCAAAUAUGAACACUGGUAGCUUAAUUACUGUAUUAUUAAAGUACAGUUUAAACACCAUUCAGGACUUUAGCCCCAUUAACUUCAACAGUAGUCUACUAUGGUCUGAGAAGACAUAGAUUAAAUUAAUAAUUAUAUUGUGGGGAAAGUAAGGUGGCUACCAGAAAUACAUAUGUGAAGCUAGUGCUUCAGGAAGGCUUUGUUAGAAUAGCAUUGCCUGUCUCACACUCAUCAGCUUAGGUCAGCAAUGAGAGCAGUUAGUUUUUGAAAAUUCAAGUCUGUGUCCCAUCUGCUCAGAUCCAUAGCCAACGGUGAGCCUUCAGAAGCUCGCGUCAUCUUCAGUUUAUUAUUUGUUUAUGACAAUUAUUUAUGUCCUGCCUUUCAGGAUACAAAUAACUUCCAAGGCAGCUUUCACAAGAAACAUUAAACUACAUUAAAAAAAAAAAUACAGUGCUAACAACAUAAGGAUCCUUUGCAUGUGGUAGUAGAUGGCACUGCAGGUGGGGCCCUGCAUUGUGCAGCCUGGAACAGGCUUUGAGGUGGCUUUUCAUGCCUUAUCUGGAAUCUGGCCCACAGGUAGAUGACCCAGAGCAGGGAAGGGGAAGUGGUGUUUUUCUUUGGCAAGUUAUGACUUAAAAGAGCUCUAGUGCAAGUGAUUAUUAAUAUGGUUAUAAAUUGUCAGUAUUAGAAUAAUGUAAUCUAAGUAUGGAAGGUGCAUUGGUAUAUAAAAACUUGUUUUGUUACAUUUGACAGAAACCAUUUGCAGGAGGCGUCUGUCAGCUGGACAAAUCUGAAGAAGGUGGCUAUUCAUCAUGGCUCUUGGGCUGCAGCCCACAAGCACCUUCAGCUCCAUGUAGUCCCCUCAGCAACUGUGUCCAGGUUCUUAGUGAAAGUGAGGAAGAGGAGGAGGAAGAGGAAGCAGCAGUACAAGCGGCACGGCGACUAAAUUGGAAUUUAGCAAGCAAAAGGACACUCUUCCAACCAGACUUUAGCGAUCUGGAUCUAACUUUGAUUGAGGAGAACUAGGGGUUGGAUGUCUCCACAAGAAACUGACUCUGGGAUCAGCCACAAAGGGAGGCUGCACUCCUUGAUGAGGGAAGUGGGGUGGGUGCAGAGGGGAAAGUGGCGGUGGGACUGGUGGGGUUUUGUCUGCUUGUUUCUUUUUUAUUAAAAAAAAAGGAAAAAUGGCUGUAUAGAUGCUGUAUGUCUCUGGGAUGGAGUGAUGGAGUCCUGCCAGAGGGGUGUGUCCAUAUGUGGGAAAAACAGAGAACUUUGCCAAUAAUCCUCCCUAUUCCCAUAUCAGUUUUUUAGCAAGCCCCUUGGGCACCCACGUUUCAAAAUGGACUCCAUUACCCCAAAGGGAGAUAAUAACAUUAGUCUCUAAUACCGUAAAACUAUUGGGGGGGGGGGUGAAUUCUACUGUGACCUCAUUCCAGUGAAAUUAUUCCACAAAUUUGGUGGGGAAAAUAGGAAUCUCUAUAAAAAUGCUGGACGAAACAAGCAGUUGGAAAUUAAAUUUUGUUGCAGUGCUUUGUAAUACUCAUUCCCUCCACCCCCACUGGUAGUACCUACUUCCUUUCCGGUGGUAAGUAUAGAACUCGAGGAUUUUGCUGCUGUCCUCCUUCCCCAUAUCAGCCAAUCCAAAAGUCAAGACUUCAGUUUAAUUUUAGUUUCGUUUCUUUAUGAAUAUUAACAAGGAAAUAAUAAUAAUAAUAAUAAUAAUAAUAAUAAUAAUAAUAA
Molecule: messenger RNA, 17233 nt
Organism: Podarcis lilfordi (Lilford's wall lizard)
Lineage: Eukaryota; Metazoa; Chordata; Lepidosauria; Squamata; Lacertidae
Source: the annotation of a GenBank genome assembly